CGAAGGCACAAAGCAUCCACCAACAUGCGACCGGCAAUGCAGAAGGCGCUGCACGCGAUGACCAACGACGGGAAUUGCAAGACCUUCCUACGUUCCUUUGCUUCUGAAUGCCUCUCUGACAAGGAAGAAGACCAUAGCUUGGAGUGGAAAGAAGGGCUGGAGACCAUGUCGACAACACAGUGGCUUGACCUAUGCGAGUACAUCCGGCAACCACAGGAGGAUCUUCACGCAGCUGCGUGCGUGACAUGCUUGAGCUGGAGCCUCCGUGAUUCUCUACCGUCGUCUGUCGUGUCUUCACUCAGUGACGUGAUUGUGCACCUCCACAGCCUCCUACUCCAAUCGCCAUGUGACGCCCAAGACGCUAUUGCACAGUGCUGUGAGGCUCUAUGGAUCAGCCACGCUUCUGGUGCGGAAGCUGUUAUCCCACAGCUCAUUCCAUAUCUCGUCGUGCAAGCACUCGAUGGAGAAUCGGCGACGGCCAUUAAGCGGCUGCGAGACGUACUGGACGCGCUGUCCCUUUUGGACUUUGAAGACACAAGCAGUCGAUUGCUCAAGGAUUUGCUCCUGCGAUGCUUCGUGUCGCCCGCGUUCCUCAAAACGAACGAUGGCGUUGCGAUCCUCAGCGACCUUUUUCACUUGGACGCAUCGUUCAUGGACGAUAUCCACGAAAUUAUUCGGAAUCAAGUUCAUUGUCAAAAGGUUUCCGUUGUCAAGCGCUACGGGCUUGUCUACUUCAAGGCUUGGCACACGGCACAUCUGAGCGAGUUGCCGUCCCUGUUGAAGCUAGAAGAAGACUGCAUCCAGCCGUACUUGUACCAUGCCAUUUACAUCCAAACGCCGGCGCUGUGCACGAAAUUGCAUGCCGUGCUUCACGCAUUUUUCGAUGCCAAACAAGUAUGCGACCCGAUGCUGCACCGACUGGUGGAACCAAUAUUGUGGCGCGGGCUCCGUGCGACAAACGACCAAGUCCGAAAGCAAGCCGCUCUCGUGUUGUUUCAAGGGUUUCCAUAUCAAAAUCCAUCCGCGACAAAGGAAGAAGCGGAUGCACUCAUGCAAAAACAAGUGGAUGUUAUGCUUCAACUAGUCCAGGACACUUCACCCGCGACGCGGGUAGUUGCCGUCCACGGCCUUGCCAAGGUUUUGAGCCUCUACUGGGAGGUCAUUCCGCACGACUCGAUCCAGCAAUUCUUGUUUUGGCUGUUUGAACUUGUCCAAGAUGCCAGUUCGACCCCUGUCCGCGUUGCUGUGUUGCAAGGUCUGCCUCUAGUUUUGGACAAUCAUCUGAGCCAUUCCGUGCUCAAGUCGCUCCUCCCCAAGCUCUCGCCGUAUCUCAACGACAAGCAAGAAACUGUUCGCGCGGCGUUUUGCCGCCUUCUUGUCCGUGUCAAGAGCAUUCGAAACAUGCACUUUUAUGAUAUUGCGUCGGUCGACAAGUGCCUGUUGCGACUCGUCGUGGAUGCGACCCGCCCCGCCGUCGCCAAACCGCUGACGAAUCUGUUUAUGCGGUCGUAUUUCCCUCAAGGCGUAUCAGACGAAGCGCAAAUCGCGCGCACGGUGAGCAUGAUCGAGGAUUAUCCCGUCGCGAGUCGCGUGUUUUACCGCCACGUCGUGCACUUUUCAUCCAUUGGGGUCGUCUGCAAAUUGGCCGCACUGCUGCUCCAAUUUUUGGCGUCCACGUUGGCCGACAUCAACGAAGCCAUGGCCCAUGGCAUUGUGUGGGUCGUGGUUGAACUGCUACAAAGUGUGGCCAAACCACUCUGGCAUAGCAAGCGAUACGCAGACUGCCGACGGUUCUUGCAAGAUCAAGUUCUCCCUGAUGUGCUCCACUCCAUCUUGGACACGUAUUCAACGCAUGGCUCGGUGAUUGCCGGCAUGUGGCACAUCAUUGCGCUCUUGCCAUAUCAAAAAGACGCGUUUGUCCUGCGCGCGCUGGACGUAAUGGCCAAAUUCGAGUGCUCGUCAAACAAGUUGCUACUAGCGGGCAUCCUCCAGUGCAUGGUCCAAUGGGGCGAGCAACUCACAUUGAUUGAGUCUCUCAUGGAUCAGUUGCACCUGAGGCGGAGUGCACGAGCCAAUGUGGCGCUGCUGCUCGUGUGUGUGGAGCAACUGCUCAUGCUAUGCGACCUCAGUGCAGUGGCAGCUGCGCUUGGAGAAAGGAUCGCUCAGAAUUGGCCCCAAUUCCAAGCACAAAUGGAACCGACCAGUGCCAUUCUGUUUGGAAACGUCAUCUGGUCGUUGCAUCAAGUCGUCGUCUCCACCACAGAUAGCACUGCACCUCCACCCAUCGUGCUCUGCGACGUCUACGCUUGGAUGUCGUCGCAAAACAAGCGAAAAGCCGACGACGACGUCGUUGACACCACUGGCAGCGACCAGCGACUCGCCUUGGUGCCCAUUCUGUGCGAAGCGAUGUUUUUCGCCCUUCAGUCGGCCACCGCCGUCGAGUUUAUGCAGCGCGUGAUCGAGUUUGCCGUUGACGAACCCGCGCUCAACGUCCAGCUCUUGUCUAUGCUCGUGGCCACUGAGGUGGACCUGGACGACGAGAUCUUGUGCGCGCUCCUGACUGCGUUGCUCGAAGCGAAUGCAUCCUGUUGCGUAUGGCUGACGCAAUUGCCACACUCCGUCGGACUGUGCCGCUGUCUAUGGCUGCUCCUCAAACAAGACGCGCGAGUUGCUCAUGCAAUUAACGCGACCAAGUGGCCCGACAAUGCACUGCAAAGUGUGCUGAACGUGGGGCUGGCGUCCACGGAAGAGUUGCCUCCACACGUUGUCGAGAUUCUGACCUCGUGUCGUGCACUGGGUUGGGCCGGCAAAAUCGCAUCGCCUCAAGUCCUCGCUCAGCUGCGCGAAGCUCGAGGGAUCACGACUCCAUAACGAAAUGAUCCACAGCAAGUCCAACGCCGAGAACGGAGCAAGUACUUCAUCCAGCCCGCCAUCGCAACCUCCUCGACAACCGAGGCGUUUGUCCAUCGGUUUGCAAGGUCGGCCCACCACCUGCACACACAUGCGCGCCGUGGUCGAACCUACGUCCAACCUGUCGACGAACGUCAUGCAAGGGAACAGUGCAAAGUGUCAUGUAUAUCAGGUUGGGCUAAAUAGGGGCGUCUAGUUGUUCA
Messenger RNA from Aphanomyces invadans, 3113 nucleotides. RefSeq lists its product as hypothetical. Lineage: Eukaryota; Oomycota; Saprolegniomycetes; Saprolegniales; Verrucalvaceae. Gene Ontology annotation, cellular component: nucleus; condensin complex. Gene Ontology annotation, biological process: mitotic sister chromatid segregation. The transcript has 13 exons. Bases 25 to 2871 code for a protein of 948 amino acids. The record is from RefSeq and is a predicted model, not a curated record.